Messenger RNA from Chlorocebus sabaeus (green monkey), 929 nucleotides. NCBI's taxonomy places the organism in Eukaryota, Metazoa, Chordata, Mammalia, Primates, Cercopithecidae. The record is from RefSeq and is a predicted model, not a curated record.
CGCGGACGGUGGCAGGGUGGGGGCAGCCCUUUCCCAGGCGAUGGCGGGGACGGUGGUGCUGUUGCCCUUUUAAGCUGCGGCUUGACAGGAGCCGCCCCUCCUGUUGGUGGAGUGGGUUACAAAGGGAGCAGCCCCCCAGGCCGCCACACAGCUUCCCGCGGAGGCCUCUGUGCCCCUUGCCAUUUUCCAUCCGCUCUCCCACAAAGGUUGAGGCGGCUGGGAGAGGCGGAGCCUCCAGAGCUCGGUCGCCGGGUGGUCGCGGCAAUGACAGCUGCCCCCGACAGGCUGCCCCUUCCGCGCCCCUCCUGCUGGACAGGAGAGGAAGACGUCGGUGUCGGGGUUCAAGGCCAAACUGAAGUUGCUGGCUGUUCUGUGUUCCACAAGAACCAGGAGCCCAGUCGCCGCUCAGGGCUCCACUGCAAUAUCAGGGCGAGGCGCCCGGCGGCGGCCUCGCGGGGCAGGGCGAGGGCGGAGAGGGGGCGCCCGGAGUCCCAGGACAAAGGGGAGCCUGCCCCGGAGAGGCCCCGGUUCUCCGCCUUUUUCUCCCGCGACAAGCCCGGCCCCGGCCCCUGGGACUGCGCAAGGCUUGGGUGGGAGGAGGCGGAGGGCGCGUCUCUCCGGCUCUUCACGCGGGGCUUGCUUGGGGGCUGCCGGCCUGAGUUGGCCCCGGUCGCCGCUCCCGGAGGUGGGAGCCCGCGCGGCAGGAGCCCUCUCGGGACCCAAGGUCUCUCUCAGUCAGCCGGCCUGCUCCCGGGACCGUGACAGGGUGCGGCAGGGAGGUUCUGGCGUCGUUUGAGCCCAGGCACAGAAGGGAAAAGGCCUUUAAGAUUUUCGGGUGUUUUGACCGGGCGCGGUGGCUCACGCCCGUAAUCCCAGCACUUUGGGAGGCCACGGAGGGCGGAUCAUUUGAGGUCAGGAGUUGGAGACCA